Messenger RNA from Caenorhabditis elegans, 1033 nucleotides. RefSeq names its product Vacuolar-sorting protein SNF8 (gene vps-22). Gene Ontology annotation, biological process: multivesicular body sorting pathway. The transcript is spliced from 7 exons. Bases 2 to 811 code for a protein of 269 amino acids. Lineage: Eukaryota; Metazoa; Nematoda; Chromadorea; Rhabditida; Rhabditidae. The record is from RefSeq and is marked reviewed. Gene Ontology annotation, cellular component: ESCRT II complex.
GAUGGCGACACGACGAAGAAUUGGAGUGGCUGCAAUUCAGAAAAAGCAGGAAACUGCCAAUAAGUUUGCCGCAAAGGGAGAUCAAAUGGCUGGAGAGCAACUGGUACAAUUCUCGCAACAGUUAGAGCAACUUUCGGCUGGACUGGAAAUGUUUGCGCAACGACAUCGAGAUGAAAUCAAGAAGAACUCUCAAUUUCGUCGUCAUUUUCAAGAAAUGUGUGCUAGUGUUGGAGUUGAUCCGUUAGCAUCGAGUAAAGGAUUCUGGGCGAAAGCGCUUGGUUUCGGAGACUUUUAUUACGAGCUGGGAAUUCAAAUUGUUGAGAUUUGUCUUUCUACAACACACAUAAAUGGAGGCAUCAUGACAGUUGAAGAAAUUCGUAAUCGAUUAAUGAGAACACGAUCAAGAACUCGUAAAGAUACCAUUUCAACAGAUGAUAUUCUUCGUGCCGUAGAUAAAUUGAAAGUACUUGGAAACGGAUUUGAAUUGGUUCCUCUCGGUGGUGGUCGUUUUCUGGUUCAGUCGGUUCCAGGAGAAUUGAGUAUGGAUCAUUCAAGAGUUCUUCAACUUGCAGAAGAUGCUGCUUACGUUACAAAGGAAUUGAUUAUUGAUAAAUUGAGAUGGGACGAAGCCCGCGCAAGCUCUGCCUUGGAACAUCUUGUGAAGGAAGGACUCGCAUGGACAGAUGAACAGGCAUCCGAUACAACACAAUACUGGUUCCCUUCACUUUUCCUUCAACAAUAUUGUCAUUCGUCAUCAAGCACUUCAGUUUCCGAAUCUUUACACAGCAUGAGCUUUAACAAUUAUCAGUGAUGAUAUUUUCCCAUCAACGAAUUUCAGACUUAUGUACCUUAUGAUUUGUAUUUUCCUCCAAAAACCCUGACUUGCCAGAAACUUUUGUUUUUGAUGCUUUUAGUAGACUUCACUCGUCGAUACUGUAGAUGUAAAUAGAAUUUUUAUUUAUUUAUUCAAGAUUUCUAUCCCAUACGAUCCAAUAAAUUGAAUUUAUGUUAAAGUAAACGUAUUUUUCUUUUU